AUGAAGGGCACGUCGAUCUUCAGCUUCGCACCAUGGUCAAAAAUCCAUCCCCCUCUUCCUCGGACCCCCCGCGAGUCUCAACAACUCCUGAACGCCCUUACAUCCUCCUUCCGUCGCCAGUUGGAUCAUGAACAUCCCCCUUCCCAUUCAUUAGAUCGGGAUGACAACGGCGAUCGUCCGCCGGUGAACCCCAACUCAUCCGUGCAUGCCACUGAUAGUCAUCUGCGGGCCAUUCUGGACAACCCGCUCUUCCGUGUAGUCCCCGCCAAAUCAGUCGCAAAUCGCGGACAGUCGGGGAUGAGCAACGUUGAGCAACAGAGGCUAGCAAGGGAGCCUAUGGUAGUAUUUGAUGAGCUGGUUGCAUCUGGUUCGGUCACAGUGGGCGGCCUUCGCAGCUGCCUAAAAUCACAAUUGUUGCUGGCAAGCCGUCACACAGGCAAUGGGUUUAUCCAGGCUAUGAAGGAGUCCCGGGCGGGUUCGAAGGUGGUUACCUGGUGGUUUUCAUCUGAUUCGGCGGCCAGGAAAAUGCUGUUCAAAUCCCGGGCAUCGACGUCUUCUCUGAUGAAGUUUAUGGUGGCCGAAGGACUACAAGAUACCGUUAUGCUCUGGCUGAGAAUCGUGUCAAAGAAAGAAUUAGGAGAGGGCCAGAACGGUCGAAUACCGGAUGCCGUUGCACAUCAACUGUUCAGCAACCUUUUGCUUGACCUGGUCGUCGCGGAGAUUCAGUACGGUGGGGGGGUAAGCAGCGCUUUGCGAUUUUAUCUACAGGCUUGUAAACCACAUCUGCCUGCGAAAGAAGAGGUCUUGGGUCAAUCAGUCAAAUCGAUGCUCCUCCCUGCGGGUACCCAUCUAGGUCAAUCUAUAGUCCAGGACGGGCAAAUGAGUACCGGAAACAUGCCAGCAACUGUAUACGAGGAUUUUAUCGGUGUUCUUUCUACGCUGUCACCUACUUCAUUAUUGUUGGCCACGAUAUCUCUUUACCACCCUACAUAUCCCGACCCUACUCCAUUGCUCCAAUUCGUGGAGACGCUACCUCCCGACCGACUUGACACAUGGACCGACACGACACGAGAACGCUUCAUGCGGCCAGGUUUUGACGCACUUCGUAUCUUGUUGGACCAGCAGAGAUCACGUGAAGCAUCCUACCUAGCACGCUUCAUGCAGCAACAGUUGCCCGGAAGACCGGGCCAGGAGAUGGCACGUCAUAUUGUGUCGGCGGAGGAAGAGGACAUGCUUGCCCGUCUCGACCUGGCGUUCACGUGA
Aspergillus tanneri is the source of this 1263-nucleotide messenger RNA. RefSeq lists its product as uncharacterized. Bases 1 to 1263 code for a protein of 420 amino acids. NCBI's taxonomy places the organism in Eukaryota, Fungi, Ascomycota, Eurotiomycetes, Eurotiales, Aspergillaceae. The record is from RefSeq and is a predicted model, not a curated record. The transcript has a single exon.